AUGGAGUCACCACAGCUCUCUCCCGAGGAGCUGGCGAGGGACAGGUCGCCCAUUGUCCUGGGCGUUACGUCCAUGUGCAUGGUCAUCGCCACGAGUGUGUUGGCCCUCCGGCUUUGGACGCGUUUUCACGUUGUCAAAAAGAUCGGCGUGGACGAUUAUGCCGCGACUUUCUCCUUGUUGUCGGUGUUGGGAUGUGGAAUCUCUAUUGCAGUCAUGACACGAUACGGUCUCGGAAGACACGAUCAGACACUCACAAUGGACCAAAUGAUCAAGUUUUCAAAAGUGAUUCCCAUCCAGUGCUUUUGGUGUUCCGUGUUCUUCUACAGCCUGAGCCACUUGUCCCUUAAGAUGUCCUUCCUACUCCAGUACUACCGCGUGCUGUGCACCACCCACAUGCGAAAAGUCUACAUCGUAGCAAUGGUCAUUGUCGGGUCGUGGGGCACCAGCGUCGUGGUCAUGUCCUUCGUCUUCUGCAUCCCUCUCGAGGGCUUCUGGGAUCACCGCGUCCCCGCCAAAUGCUUGGGCCAGCAGGUUCUGUUCUAUGCCUUCGGGGCUUGCAGCAUCGCCACGGAUAUCAUCAUCUUCCUCCUGCCAAUGCCCGCGCUCUUCACGCUCAAGAUACCUCGUUCUCAAAAGCUAUAUCUCCUGGGGAUUUUCAGCCUCGGCUUCCUAAUUGUGGCCAUUUCCGUCAUUCGCCUCCAGUUCCUCAAGAUCCAGCCCGACUUCACUUGGUACAACGUCGAGCCCGCUAUGUGGUCAAUCAGCGAGAUCACAGCGGCAAUGGUCUGCCUUUGCCUACCCCCUCUCAAGGCCCUGGCCACGCGGCUGGGCCUCCUAGCCACCCGCACGGGGAAUACGUCGCAGGGAAACAGCCGCAACUUCGGCGGGCCGUCGUCGACCGCACCGCUCUCGCCCAGUCCCAAGACUUUUGAUAGCCCUCCUGGAGAGAAGCCCGGCACUUUUGAUAACUUUGUGGUGGAGUCUGAGCAGUUCAGCGACGGAAUGAUACGUCCGACUCCCGCGCUCGCAGUAUGA
Molecule: messenger RNA, 1035 nt
Organism: Colletotrichum higginsianum IMI 349063
Lineage: Eukaryota; Fungi; Ascomycota; Sordariomycetes; Glomerellales; Glomerellaceae
Product: Integral membrane
Exons: 5
Coding region: 1-1035 (344 amino acids)
Source: RefSeq, a predicted model, not a curated record